Pseudopipra pipra is the source of this 2307-nucleotide messenger RNA. It is a transcript of the gene TMEM266, whose product is annotated as transmembrane protein 266. The record is from RefSeq and is a predicted model, not a curated record. Gene Ontology annotation, molecular function: voltage-gated channel activity; monoatomic ion channel activity. The transcript is spliced from 12 exons. Gene Ontology annotation, biological process: monoatomic ion transport; transmembrane transport. NCBI's taxonomy places the organism in Eukaryota, Metazoa, Chordata, Aves, Passeriformes, Pipridae. Gene Ontology annotation, cellular component: dendrite; plasma membrane. The coding region runs from base 322 to 1878 and encodes 518 amino acids.
CCAGGUUCCUCGUCCCACCUUUGUGAGCACCUUGUGUCAUGGUAGAUCCCUUGGGCUCAGCGAGCUGGACUCUGCUCCCUGCGGAGCCACCGGCGCUGUCGGCAGAGCUGCUCCUCUGGUCCUGCUGGCACAUUAUCUGGAAGAUGUGAGAAUCCAUUGGCUAUAUUUUAUGUUUUUUGUAAGGUUACAAAACAUGAAAUAAGGCCUUGGAAAUGGCUCUACAAAAGACAGACCUAAUCUUGCAAGGCUAGAACUUGUAUGCAGAGCAGCUGGAAUUAGUUAAAUAUUGGAACUACUCUUGGUUAGGUUGCAUCCUCCAACAUGACCAAUCCUCAGCCUACAAUUGAAGGUGGUGUUUCAGAAGUUGAGAUAAUUUCACAACAAGUAGAAGAAGAGACCAAAAGCAUUGCUCCUGUACAGCUUGUUAACUUUGCUUAUCGAGAUCUGCCUUUAGCUGCACUUGAUCUCUCUGUGGCUGGGUCCCAGCUUUUGUCAAAUUUGGAUGAGGAGUACCAGAGAGAGGGAUCUAACUGGCUAAAACCGUGCUGUGGGAGACGAGCAGCUGUGUGGCAGGUAUUUUUGCUCAGUGCAAGUCUCAACAGUUUCCUGGUAGCCUGUGUAGUAUUGGUGGUGAUUCUUCUGACUCUGGAACUCCUAAUAGAUAUAAAGCUUCUCCAGUUUUCAAGUGCUUCACAGUUUGCAGGAGUAAUUCACUGGAUCAGCCUAGUCAUCCUCUCUGUUUUCUUUUCAGAGACUAUUUUGAGGAUUGUGGUCCUUGGCAUAUGGGAUUACAUUGAAAACAAAAUAGAGGUGUUUGAUGGUGCUGUCAUAAUCUUGUCCUUGGCACCAAUGGUGGCCUCAACAGUGGCUAAUGGCCCCAGCAGCCCGUGGGAUGCUAUCAGCCUAAUUAUCACCCUGCGGAUAUGGAGAGUGAAGAGGAUCAUUGAUGCGUAUGUCCUUCCAGUGAAAGUGGAGAUGGAGAUGAUGAUUCAGCAAUAUGAGAAGGCAAAGGUUAUUCAAGAUGAGCAGCUGGAAAGACUAACCCAGAUCUGCCAAGAACAAGGGUUUGAAAUCAGGCAGCUGAGGGCCCACCUUGCUCAGCAGGAUCUGGACCUGGCUGCAGAGAGAGAGGCCGCGCUGCAGGUCCCACACGUCCUGAACAAACAGAGCAGCAAGAGGUACAAGGUGGUGGCGACGGACGAUUCGGACGACGAAGCCACCGAGAACAUCACGGAGCUGCGACCUCCCCGAGAGGAUGACAUGAACAAUUACAUCAGUCGAUACUACAACGAGCCCAGCACUGACAGCGGUGUCCCCGAGGCCGCCAUCUGCGUGGUCACCACGGCCGCCAUCGACGUGCACCGGCCCAACAUCUCCUCGGAGCUGUUCACGGUGGAGGUGCCGCUGCGCCUGGGCAGCACCGGGACCUCGGCCAGCAUCACGUCGGGCAGCGCCUCGCGCUCCACCGUCAGCUCGGGCACCCAGGCCUGCAGCGAGAGCAGCCACACGCUGGGCUCCUCCCCGGACUGCAGCACGGCCUGCGAGGAGCCCGCCCAGGCGGCCCCGGCCCCCGCCCGGCAGCGGGUGGCCCACGCCGUGGUGCAGGAGCUGCUCUCGUCCCUGUCGGAGGAGGCGUGUCUGGCGCAGAAGGGGCUGGAUCCCGUCAACCUGAAGCUGCCCAGCCCCGCGGGCUCGGUGGGGGCCAGCCCCGACCUGGGCCACCGGCUCAGCGUCUACAACCGCAGGAACCAGGAGAGCCUCGACGUCUUCCAGCUCAAGCCACUCAUCGACUGCCCACCGAGCACCCCGAUGAUUGAGGAGAAAUAUGGAGCGCUGGGGCCCCCAGAGCCACGGCUGGGCAGGGUUCCCGAGGCAUAGGGACAGCCUAGGGGAAGGACUCCUGCGGGGACACGCUCACCGCGCUGGGUCACGAGGCUGCCACAGGUGACGUGCCAGCGCCGAAGGCAACCUGUGGCAUCUCCUGAAUGGCCACCAGGGCGAGGCCAGUGCCACCUCUGCUCACCAGCGUCCAUGGCGCAUGAUCCACCUGCCCUGCCACCAGCUCUGGGCCAGCUGGGACCUACAGUGACUGUCUGGGCACAAAGGACCUUCCAGCAGACUCGGGCUGACAUGGACCCACAGUGCCUGGGAACACCAUGGAACUUCCACCAGUCCAGGGCCAGCACAGCCCCACAGACAGAGCUGCUGGACAGCCUGGGCCCAGCCUGGCACCCUGGCUUGACCCUACCCAGGGGCUGAGCAUGGCUGGGAGGGGUGUGGAGAUGGGAAUAAAUACUGACAAACCCA